Molecule: messenger RNA, 938 nt
Organism: Mollisia scopiformis
Lineage: Eukaryota; Fungi; Ascomycota; Leotiomycetes; Helotiales; Mollisiaceae
Exons: 1
Coding region: 133-831 (232 amino acids)
Source: RefSeq, a predicted model, not a curated record
UCCGGAUACGUUCGAGAAAUACUGUCCCAAAAAUAUAGAACAGAGAGAAGCCAAAUUGCCGAAGCUCUUUUGCAUUCGCUCUGCAGUGCUACACAUCUCGAAUGGCCCAAGCUUCCAUACCCAACUGCCAAGAUGGCUCGAACUCUCUUGAAGUUGGUUGAGGCUCCUUCUAGAUUCUGCAUACCCUACAAUCUGCCCAAGUUUUCAAAGGGUGUAUGCUGGCCAAUAACUCCUCGCAGCUGGGUAGACUACCCCCUUGAAGCCGACACGAUACAAAAGUUUCUGGAAAGCCUGUUUUCCAUCCUGGAGGCUUUUCUGGCGGCAGGCAUCGAUCCAACGAAUGUCUCAAACCAAGUACCAAGUGACUUUAAGUUUUAUCCUGAAGUCUUUGUGCAAGGUAUUGUACAGACACUUCCGUAUACAGAUUCCAAAAUCAACGGUAAAAUUGUGUUCGAUCACGCCAAUGCUGUUUUGAAUGAAGAGGUCUUGAAAUACAGGAAGGAAAAGACCAUCAGUAUAGGGGCUACUACAGAGGCCGAGGUAGGUACAAAACGGAGGCACUUGCAUGAAUCGGCCGACGAUGGGUGUCAAACAGGACAUGGGAGUAUUGGCGUUUGGCGAAAUCAAGCUGGAAUAAUCUCGAAGAGGACUAGGGUAAAUAUCGAGCGGGAUACAUGUGCAGAUGACUCCUUGAGUUUGAUGGAUGGAUUUUGGGUUGAUACGAAUGGAGCGGAGAGAAGGGAAAAAAAAUUUCUUUGUAGAAGAGAAGUCAAGAGCAGCGGGUAUGUAAGCGAGGAAGGUGCGCUAAACCAGGAAGGGUCGUGUACCUGAACGUACCUCAUCAAGGUAGGUAGUCUACAAAAGCAGAAAUUUACGAGACAGACGCGAGGUUCCGGAAGGUUAGGUGCGCGGGCACAGAUUGCAAAUAAAGUUGUGUU